UCCCAGCAAUCAAACAGAAACACAAUCCGGCUUUACAGAGUCUCCUCUCAGAGAGUGUCAGACUGCUGACAGAGAAAUCAGCUGCAGGGGCAUUGGCAUGACUCACCUGCCAAUCAUCCACAACCCAGAGGCCACAAAGCUGGACAUGGCAGAGAACAACAUCAGAGUCCUCGCUCUGCAACCUCUCUCUGGUCUGCUGAACUUGGACACACUGGACCUGAGCAAAAACAAACUGGAUGAUGAGUCAUUCGGCCAAAACCCCCUGUCUAACCUGACCUUUCUGAAGAAGCUGAACCUAGAUGGCAACCAGCUUACCAGAAUCCCAGCACUGCCAUCAUCUCUGGAGGAGCUCAAGGUUAACAGCAAUAUGCUCGGUACACUCACCCCUCACUGUUUCAAAGGUUUGAUGAACCUGUUGACUCUGGAGCUGGAGGAGAAUCCUCUCCAUGAGGGCAGUGUGUCGCCACAAGCCUUUAGACCAUUAGAGAGACUUCUGCACCUCCAGAUGGACAACAACCGCUUCCGUUUCCUUCCUCUGGGCCUUCCUCGCUCUCUUCAGGAGCUGAAAAUGAAUAAGAAUCUGAUUGAGGAGGUGACAGAAGAGGCACUGAGGGGCUGCAUCCAUUUGAGGGUGCUGGACCUGAGGCACAACCUGCUGCGUGAGCAAGGCAUCUCUACACAAGCCUGUACCCGUCUCAAGUCCCUUGAAGCCUUGGACCUGUCCCACAACCAAUUCACCUCUGUCCCAAUGAAUCUGCCUCGCCGUCUCCUCAAACUGAAACUCCAACACAACAACAUCAAUCACAUCCCUGCCUUCUCGUUCCGUCACCUGCGGCCGGGCCUACAGUCCCUCCAUCUAUCACACAAUGCCUUGAGCAAUGAGGGUAUGGAACGAGUCUCUUUUGCUGGAACGUUCCGCUCACUGGGUGAGCUCCUUUUGGACAACAAUCGUCUGGAGGAGGUCCCUCGCUGUGUUCGUCAGUUUAAGAACCUGCAGGUGCUGCGACUGGACAACAACCAGAUCAGGCUGGUGAGGAAGUGGGGAGUGUGCCACCCUCGUAAUUCUGGCUCCACCUUGGCUUCAGUCCACUUGGAGAAUAAUCUGCUAGAGUUGGAGAGGAUUCCCCCAAAUGCCUUCUCCUGUCUCACUGAUGCUCAGGGACUGGUCCUCUAUCCACAGCAGGGACACUCAUAAGACCAGUAGGCCGCACAGUGGGACAAACAUACACAGAGAGAUACAUACCCAUAAUAUGCAUCAUCAUGACAUACAGCUACCCAAUUGUUUCUGGGGGUUUUCUGUAUCCUCCAUUUGUCUCCUCUGCUUGCCUCAUUCAUGCAUCAAACCCAUCAGGCAGGGUUUACAGGAAAAAAGCUUUAUCAUGUAGUUUGCUGAGUCAGUCAGUGUUAUAAUUUUAUCAUUGUCAAACCCAUCUUUUUCUUUUUUCUUUUUAUUUUGUCUUUGAUUAGGAAAAUGACUGUUAUGAUUUUGUAUGUAUUAAAGCAAAUGUGUAAUUUA
This is a messenger RNA of Micropterus dolomieu (smallmouth bass), 1516 nucleotides long. RefSeq names its product extracellular matrix protein 2. Gene Ontology annotation, cellular component: extracellular matrix. Lineage: Eukaryota; Metazoa; Chordata; Actinopteri; Centrarchiformes; Centrarchidae. Gene Ontology annotation, biological process: extracellular matrix organization; positive regulation of cell-substrate adhesion. The transcript is spliced from 7 exons. The record is from RefSeq and is a predicted model, not a curated record. Bases 98 to 1195 code for a protein of 365 amino acids. Gene Ontology annotation, molecular function: collagen V binding; protein binding; heparin binding.